Monopterus albus (swamp eel) is the source of this 2190-nucleotide messenger RNA. It is a transcript of the gene samd10b, whose product is annotated as sterile alpha motif domain containing 10b. The coding region runs from base 252 to 782 and encodes 176 amino acids. Gene Ontology annotation, biological process: cell surface receptor protein tyrosine kinase signaling pathway. Lineage: Eukaryota; Metazoa; Chordata; Actinopteri; Synbranchiformes; Synbranchidae. The record is from RefSeq and is a predicted model, not a curated record. Gene Ontology annotation, molecular function: protein binding. Gene Ontology annotation, cellular component: cytoplasmic side of plasma membrane. The transcript has 5 exons.
GGGCGGAGACUCACAAGGAGUAGCUUCAUAUCGUCCCGGCGUCCCGAGCAGCAAAUGGCUGUAGACCGACACAGAGAGAGAGGGUGAUCUAGGUUUCUUUUCUUUCAGCACGACAACAGUAAGAGCUCACACAGUGGGCUAGAGAGGGUAAGACGCGCUCUUUACCUUCACACUGAGAACAUUUUUUCCGUAUCGCAGAAGGAUGGGAGAGUCCUGUUGACACCACGGAGAGAUACACGCUGAGACCGACUAUGGCUGUGGACGCUGCGUCCAGCUUCAGCUUUUGCCGUGCCUCCCUGGAGCACACGAUGUCUGCUGAGGAGCUGAGCUACCAGCUGCCACAUCGUGCCGGAGGCAGCAACCUGACCUGGCACGAUGGCUGCAGCCAGAAGACAGCACACACACGCACCGUCAAACUACUGCAGCAGCCCGGCACAGAGGGCGUCCAGCUGCGUCCAGGUGAAGCCUUCACUGUGUAUCACACCAGUCCUACGCUGUCCAGUCUGUCCAAACCUGUGGUGCUGUGGACACAGCAGGAUGUCUGCAAGUGGCUUAAAAAACACUGCCCUCACAACUACCUAACCUAUGUAGAGGCCUUCUCUCAUCAUGCCAUCACAGGACGGGCGUUGCUGCGUUUAAACGGAGAGAAGCUAGAGAGGAUGGGAAUCGUCCAGGAGACACUGAGGCAGGAAGUCCUCCAACAAGUCCUCCAGCUGCAGGUCAGAGAAGAGGUCCGCAACCUGCAGCUCCUUAGUAGAACUUCCUUUGGAAACUUCUCUUAGCUCAUCCCUGGCAGUGCUCUCCCUCAUCCCCUGUGACAAUACGCCUCUAGGAACCAUGGAAGAACUGCUGUCUUAAGAUAUGUGAGCAAAGAACCAAUGAGGGGAGAGGGUGAGCCUGUAGACUACAUGCCAGCCAUUCUGGAGGAUUCUCAUUCAACAAGGCCAAUCAGGUCUGCAGACAUUGAGCCAGAGACAAAGCCCCACUCAAGGCAGGGGAACCCACUGUAACAUAGGGAUAAGAUGUAAGAUUCACAACCCUAGUGAUGAUGUAGGCCUGUCACUGGUAUGUGCUUGAUCACAACAAAUCUCCUUUUGGUUUUCUGCCUCAUUCAGACUGGACUGACUUUAGAUGUGCACAAGCAGGCUUUACAGUUAAGGUCAUUACAUCAUUCAUUCUUUGGUAUGGUUAUUUAUCAGCUAAAAUUCUGAACCCACUGAUGCUGAAAACUGGCUUGAUCUGUGUUAUCACCAGAUUUCCAUGCAGUGCCACCAUUUGGCCUCGAUCUCCAUCUUCCUUUAAAACUACAACACCAACCUUUUCAGAAGGAAUUAGCUGGUCUUAAAUGCAUUUCAAUGAUGCCAUCACAAAGUAUUACUCACCCGUAGGUCACAGUGCAUUUUCCUCUCAGGACUUUAGUUUUGGAAUUGCAGAUUUGGAGGAUCGACAAUAGCGCUUUAAGCUGAAUGUCAUACACAAUCAGUCUUUUUGUAUUGUGACUGAUCUGCAGUGUGUCAGUGAGAAAUUAGAAACAUGUAUACAGUACGAGCAUUUUAGAACAACCCAGUUUAAUCUGUGUAUACUGUAACAGUGUCUUAGUUUUGUAUUAAUGGAGUGGAUCAGAGGCCAGAAGGGUAAUGUGAUGAUUAUGCUUGAUAAAGCAAUAAUUGCAACUGUAGCAGGUGAACACAUUGUUGAAAUAAUUGUCUGGAAGUAAAGUUGUUGUUUUUUUUUAACAGAGUUGGGAUGAUGAACCAUGAGUGUCUCCUGAGAGAAAUGCAUUUAUUGCCUGAUACAGUGGCAGCAUUUGUGUGCAUUGUGUAUUGUAUGUCAUCUCUCACACAGAGAUAUGAAGAAAAGGACAUGCCUCUGUUAUACUUGACACACUUUGAUGUGACACUGAUUUCAAAUGACCAGAAAUCAAGAUAAUAUGACAGCUACAUGCAUGAUUCCCAGUGUGACUGAAUCAAUCACUUCUGGUGCCACUCUAGACAGCAGCAGACAUGACAGCAUUUAAAUCACAUAAAUACAUAGAGUACUGUGCAAAUGUCUUAGACCACUAUUUGAUUUGUUAUUUAUCAAUCCUUUUAUCAGAAUACAACCAGAAAAUAUAGGCAAAUAUGUACACAGUAUUGUUCGGGUUGCAUCAGGAAGGGCAUCCGGCAUAAAACACGUGCCAAAUGUCAACAU